GUGCGAGGUCAAACCUAAAGAUUUAUAACGUUAAUCACUUAAUGAAUCUAUCUUUCCCGCUUCCCAGCUAGGCUUGAUCGGGGCACCUACUGUCCAUCAUGACCGUGUCUCGGUCCAAGGUCCGGGUCGGACCCCGAGAAGGGUUCGUGGCCCUGGACUCACCCUGGAGCUGGGUGGUGAGCGUGGCCUCCGCCUGGAUCGACUUCUGGUCGUACGUGCUGUUCCGCAGCAGCGGCGUCCUCUUCGUUGCCGUGGUCAGCGUCAUGAGUGUGAGCCGUGGGCAGGCCUCCUGGCCCUUCAGCCUGGUCAACACUCUUUACCAGCUCAUGGGGCCAAUCACGGGUGUUCUAAUCAUGAAGGGCUAUAUCAAAAGCAUCUCUAUCUUGGGAACAUUUCUGAGUGUGGCUGCUGCAUUUCUGUGUUUUGUGAAGUUCGACUACACUUCUCUGCUUGUCUUCAUCCCGUUGGCAGGAAUAGGGCAAGGUCUCUGCACACCAGUGAACUCGGUGUUGGUGAACCAGUUCUUCGACAGGUACCUGUCCUCAGCGAGUGGCAUAAGCCUGACCGGAAUCACGCUGGCCUCCUUUGUUUUCCCACCCGUGGUCACGCUCCUUCUCGAAACGUACGGUCUCCGAGGUACAUUCCUGAUUAUCAGCGGCCUCAGCCUUCACGCCGUUGCUGGAGCCCUUUUGACACGGCCUCCACCCUGGAUGUUCAAACGACGGCGAUCCGAAAGCCUGCCCCUCGCCAACGGCGAUUCCGACAAACUUCACGAGAAACACAGCGAAGAUACUUUCAAGAGCUCUACCAUCGUGGAUGAAGAAACGACCUCGUCCAAACUUGGGAGCAUGGUUUCGGUAGCCUUGGACGCGACAGCCGCUCAAGUCGUGGCGCUUGCCGACCACGACUCCGACGAAGAAACAGAGAAGAAAGCCUCGAAAAACAACGACGAAAUUGUAAUCUACGAGAUGCAGCGCCGCGACCGAAGUCCCGUGUCAGUCGACGGUAGUGACCCCCGAGGUCAUCUGUGCUCCAACUUCCGGUGCCUAAGGGGUCCCUGGAUGAAAAAGGUCCGGUUCUUCAAGAAACCCUUCUACUAUAUAAUCACGGUGCACUGGAUCAGCUCCAGCUACGUGAACUUCUGUUUCCUGGUAAGCCUGGGACCUUGCACUCAGCAUUGGUGUGGACUCCGUCAGCGUCUAUGGUUCUCCGCGUACUCUGUCGGGGACCUCGCUGGCAGACUGCUUUCCGGGUGGAUCUCGGACAAGAGGUUUCUCAGCAGGCCGAGCGUGAUGAUGCUGAACUGCGGCGUCCUCAGUGUCGUGCUCUUCCUAGUGCCCCACUGCAACACUUAUCCCUCGCUGGUGCUGGCGAGCGUGGCUGUGGGCUGGUGCGUCGGCAGCUGUGUCAUCCUCUUCACGGUGCUACUCGGUGCAGUGGCUGGGCUGGAGAACCUUUCGCUCGCCAUUGGAGUGACCACUUUCUUCCUCGGCAUUGCCACUCUUGCCAGGCCCACCAUGAUUGCACAUUUUAGGGACACGAAAGGGAGCUACGACGGUCUGUACAACCUGCACGGAGCUGUGUAUGGAAUGCUCUUCGUGGCUUAUGCCUCCAGAUUCUGCUACCAAAGAUUUUCUUCAAGAAGGCUAAAGUCUUGAACAGGUUACUAAUUUCAGAAUCAGAGCUCAACAUCCUGCGAACUUUUACAUAAAGAUUCGGUUUAAAGUAAUGGGCGCAAGAAAUACGAGAUAAAGUGAAUUUAGUGUGAGUAAGACCAUUCUCAUGUCCUUUAUUUCUGAGAAAUUUCAGCUUACGUUGGCACGGAGAAAAGGUGUAUCUUUUAAAUCAACAGGUUUAUGCUAUAUGCAAACCGACCUUGAAUACCAGAAAUAUGUAUCGUUACAAACAGGUCCGCAAAAGCACGUAAGUGCUGGUGGGUAGACUUCGGGGCAAGCUGCCUGAGGUCUGAUCACUAUCCUUUAUUCAGAACCAAUCAGAGCUCGGCGUUCUCGCGUCACCGCAACCCUUGCAAAAGAAGCAGACGAACUUGCGUUUCGCAUAACCCACGGAUUAGGAAGAAAUCCUUAACCUGAUUAAUGGUCUUAAAAACAGUACUGCUGCAAGGGAGAACGGCCUCAAAUCAGGACCAAUUAAGCAUAUUUCUAUACUAAUAUCCACUCCGCCAACACAGAUAUUCAACGUGUCAUUAUUAGCAGGUAGCAAGCCGAAUGAAAGUAGCGCGAGUUUGCGUUAUACACAAGGGUGGUGCACAAAACGUCUUCAAUAAUUACAGACAAAUCUCUGUAUUACCCGUUUUUCUAAAUUAUUAUAACAAAUAUAAAUAGCAGACUAACUAGUUUUUUUACAAAACACAAAAUAAUUUCAGAACAGCAGUUCGAAUUUCAAAGGAAUAAAUCGACGGAAAUGGCACUUCUAAAUAUGAAAGAGAAGAUUAUAACCAAUAUAGAAAAUAAGCAAUAUACAAUCGGAAUAUUUCUUGACUUUCAAAAAGCCUUCGACUCAAUUAAACACAAAUUACUGUUAACAAAGCUGAGUACCUAUGGUGUAAAGGGCAAAGCGCUAGAGUUUAUAUGCGGUUACUUGAGCUGUCGUUCACAAUUUACCGUCUAUAACGGUGUUCGGUCUGAUAUUCAACAGAUCGCAUAUAAUGUCCCACAAUGAUUCAUUCGAGGACCAUUAUUGUUUCUUGUUUAUAUUAAUGAUACUGCACAUAUCUCGCAUUUUGCGGACAUGGUAUUAUUUGCUGACGACUCCAAUGUUUUAUUUUCUCACAGUGACCUCAGACAUCUCGAAAGUGUAUCAAAUGAUUGGUUAAAUAAACGAUCCACUUGGCUAGCGAGAAACCAUACUGAAUUGAAUUUUUUAAAACUAAAUAUAUUAUUUUCAGGGCAAAAAAACAAGGCGCUUAUUUAUGACAUCGAUAUAAAAUUUCAUUCAAACAAAUUUGAGAAGGCGGAAUCCAUGAAGUUCUUGGGUAUAUGGUUUCACGAGAAUUUGCACUGGACAAUUCAUGUAUCUAAACUAUGUUUGACCCUCUCCCGAUCAAUCGGCAUAUUACAUAAACUAACACUCGUACACCAACAUGGCUUAAGCGCCAACUAUACUGUGCACCCACUUGCGCACUCUCACCUACUUUGCUGCUCAUUGGUUUGGGGAACGACAUCAAAAAGCAGCCUUGCAAAAUUUUUAGUACAAAAAAAAAAAA
Molecule: messenger RNA, 3226 nt
Organism: Ixodes scapularis (black-legged tick)
Lineage: Eukaryota; Metazoa; Arthropoda; Arachnida; Ixodida; Ixodidae
Product: monocarboxylate transporter 13
Biological process (GO): transmembrane transport
Molecular function (GO): monocarboxylic acid transmembrane transporter activity
Source: RefSeq, a predicted model, not a curated record